Molecule: messenger RNA, 576 nt
Organism: Pyricularia grisea
Lineage: Eukaryota; Fungi; Ascomycota; Sordariomycetes; Magnaporthales; Pyriculariaceae
Exons: 1
Coding region: 1-576 (191 amino acids)
Source: RefSeq, a predicted model, not a curated record
AUGCGUUUCACUUCUGCCAUCGUCAUUGCCCUUGUCGGCGCCGCCCAGGCCUCGCCCAUCGCCGCUCCUGAGCCUGUUCUCAACAACGAGGGCUUGGAUGCUCCUAUCGAGGCACGCGCCAUCCUUAGCGCUGGCGAAGAGGCCGCCGUCCUCGACAAGCGCCUCGAGCCCAUCACCACCGCCAUCCUCACCACUGCCGGCUCUCAAGCAGCCACCGCGGCCGUCGACGCCGCCAUCAAGGCCAUCGGCAAUGCGAUCAAGGGUCUGCAGAACUGGGACAAGGCCCGCGAGGAUUUCACCAAGAAGACCACGGCCGAGAUGUGGGCCAAGGCCGACAAGAAGGCCUACUCGGCUGCCGUCUGCUACAACAUGGGCUACACCGCCCCGAACAUCGAUGGCAAGACGUCCGUGCAGAUCAAGUCGGGCCUCCUCAAGACCAGCUACGACUGCUUCUUCAUGAAGGCUGGAGCAAACACUUUCCAGGCAAAGGGCGAUGGCGGCUUCCAGAACCUUGCGGCUCAGCACGACAACCGCUGCACUUAUGACAGCAAGGCUGUUAAGCUUACCUGCAAAUAG